Molecule: messenger RNA, 2038 nt
Organism: Trifolium pratense (red clover)
Lineage: Eukaryota; Viridiplantae; Streptophyta; Magnoliopsida; Fabales; Fabaceae
Product: cytochrome b561 and DOMON domain-containing protein At3g07570-like
Exons: 6
Coding region: 243-1913 (556 amino acids)
Source: RefSeq, a predicted model, not a curated record
AUACACAUUUUUCUUUAAUAUCAUUAUAUAUUUAUUCUUUUCUUGUGGACCUUAAUCUUCAUGUUAAUAUAUAUAGUCAUAAUUGAGAAUACCCUCUCCACCAUGUUAGUUACAACUUACAAUAUGAUAAUCAUUACAUCGUUUAAUUUUAUUUCCCCCUUUUUACAAACCUUUCCAAAUAAAACUUCCUCAUGAUAUCAAUUUUUUCAAACACAAACACACCAAAAAUAUAGAGACAACAGAUGAAGGCACCUCUGCAGCUCCUCUUCAUAAUUACCUUUCUCGGUUCAUUCCUCCGUGCAAGGCCAGAAACCGACUCUUGUACCAGCAAUCUGAACCUCAAAGCUCCAACCCCUUUUGAUACAACCAACCUCCACUGUCUUUCUGUAUGGGAUGCUCAAGGUUUCAUCCUCAGGUAUGUUCAGACUUCUACAAACAUUUGGAGCUUCAUUCUCUCAACUCCAGACACAAAUUCUUACAUAGCUAUUGGAUUUUCGGCCAGCGGCAGCAUGGUAGGUUCAAGUGCAAUUGUGGGGUGGGUGGCAUCCAGAGGAGCUAGUGGAGGGAUAAAGCAGUAUUAUCUCGGUGGGGUUACCGCAAAUCAGGUAGUUCCUGAUAAAGGAAACUUGCAGGUUAUAGGCAAUUCAUCAUUCAUCAGUUUGCAAUCUUCUCGUUUAUAUUUGGUGUUUCAGUUAGAAACUACUGAACCUUUGUCCUGGUUGAUACUUGCCACUGGAUCCACUGGUUUAUUCCCCGCAGCACCAAAUUAUUCGCUAACAAAACACCUAGACAAGUUUUCCACAAGAAUAGACUACUCAAAAGCAAACAAUGGAAGUUCACAAGUGAAUGGAAAUUCUUCUUCACAAGGAGAUGGAAAUAGUUCACAAGGUGAUUCAUGUGACUCCAAGCUAAAUCUCAGUAUUCCUCUCAACUUUGACAUAACCAAGCUCAAUUGCCUUUCUGUUUGGAAUGCUCAAGGAUACAUUCUUAGAUAUUCUCAAACUUCUUCAAACAUAUGGAGCUUCAUUCUCUCAGCUCCAAACCAAAAUUCUUAUAUAUCAAUAGGGUUCUCUCCUAAUGGAGGCAUGGUAGGUUCAAGUGCAAUUGUAGGGUGGAUUUCAUCCAAUGGAGCUAUUGGAGGCAUGAAACAAUAUUAUCUAGCAGGGUAUGCACCAAAUCAAGUGGUUCCAGAUAGAGGCAACUUAGCAAUUAUUAACAAUUCAACUUUGAUCACAUCACAAUCGUCGCGUUUAUACAUGGUUUUCCAGCUACAAACUAAUCAACCUUUAUCGCGGUUGAUCUAUGCCGUCGGACCUAAUGGAGUCUUCCCUACAGUUCCAAGUUUUGCUCUAAUGCAGCACCAAGACAAAGUUUCUGUAACUGUUAAUUAUGCCACAGGUUCAAGUGUAUUAGGAAACUCAUAUGUGAACCUAAAAAGAAGCCAUGGAGUGUUAAAUAUAUUGGGAUGGGGUAUAUUUAUCAUAAUGGGAGCAAUAGUUGCUCGUUAUUUCAAGGAUUGGGAUCAAUUUUGGUUUAAUUUCCAUGCUUCAGUUCAAUCAUUGGGCUUUAUACUUGGAUUAAUAGGUGUAAUUACUGGGCUUAUUCUCAAUAAUCAACUCAAUGUUGAUUUUAAUCUUCACAAGGCUCUUGGAAUCAUCAUUCUUGUUCUUGCUUGCCUCCAGGUAAUGGCUUUUGUUGCUCGACCAAAAAAGGAAUCAAAAGUGAGAAAGCAUUGGAAUUUAUAUCAUCAUAACAUAGGGAGAAUAGUAAUUAUAUUAGCCAUAGCCAACAUUUUCUAUGGAAUCCAUUUAGGCAAAGAAGGAAGUCAAUGGAUGGUAGCUUAUGGAAUUGUGCUUGCAAUAUUGCUCUCUAUUGCAGUAAUUUUUGAGAUUGGACUGUGGAGUAAAGACUAAAUUCUUUUCUUUAUUUAGAUAAUUUUAAAUUGUUUCAUCAUUGGUUUUCAUCUUGGAGCUCUUUAGAUUCUUUUGUAAUCUUAUUUUACCAGAUGAUUAGAAAUGGAUUAAUUUUACAUUAAACA